Thrips palmi is the source of this 729-nucleotide messenger RNA. RefSeq lists its product as uncharacterized. The transcript has 3 exons. Bases 108 to 455 code for a protein of 115 amino acids. Lineage: Eukaryota; Metazoa; Arthropoda; Insecta; Thysanoptera; Thripidae. The record is from RefSeq and is a predicted model, not a curated record.
GCGCCUCGCCGCAGUGUGCCGCAGCGAGUGGUACCGACCGGCACCGAGCCGCGCCGCCGUCCCGCCGCGCCGCCGGACCACGCUAUCGCGGAUCAUCGCCAAGGGUCAUGAAUGAGGAGGUGGAUCUCAGCAAGGAGGAGCUCUCCGUGAGCCUAGAGAGCCCCUCCGCCGACGGCAGCGACGGCAACCCCCUCGGCGUGGCCCCGGCCGUCCUGGUGGCCGUGGUGCUGGGCGUCGUCUGCAUCGCGGUGCUGCUCUUCUCCAUGGCCUUCUUCAUGGACCGACGGAAAUCCGGGAGUGCCAAACCUGAUAGAAGCAGUAGGGGAUCAUCAUCCCAGAGGUCAACUAAGGUCACCAUUUUAGACGAUAUGUGUCCAGAUCCAAUGUCGGACCCACCAGCAGCAGCAUCAGCAUCAACUGACGUUUCACUUCCUGGAACGUCGAGCGAAUGCUGAAUACGCAACACUGUGAUCUUUCCCUUAUAUCUGUUAACUCACUCGUUGUAUUUUGUAUUUUUGGGUGUUUACUCGUUACUGGUGUUAUACAUGCAUUUUUAGCAUGAAGGACAAGUAUGUGUGACUUAAAAUAAAUCAGUUUUAAGCCAAACAUGACAGUGAAAAAUUUGUUAAAUAGUAAUAUGAGUAAAAUUUGUAACUAUGUAUAUAAUAUUGUAAAAACCAAAGAUUGAAAAUAAAUUAUUGUGCUAGUCAAUGUACUGUGUCUAACUUG